AUGCCCUACGUCUAUCCUGCUCUGCUAUCCAAAGUGGCCGAAGCGUUCAAACAAUUGAUCAUCUUAUCAGAGCAUCAUAAAGAUGGUAUCACCUAUAAAGAUGCUUUUGACGGACGAUCAGCAGUCACAAUCUUAUCAGAUGUCAUCAAAACUCCUGAUCGAAAUCUUGCUCUUCUCCUUGGUCGGGCCUUGGACUCACAGAAAUUCUUUCAUGAUGUGACAUAUGAUCAUCGUCUACGAGAUAAUCCAAUAGAAGUAUAUCAAUUCAAAGAGAGAUUAGCUGUACCUUUCAUACCUGGUUCAAACGGAGUGACGGAUUCACCUUCUUCUGAACAUGUAGGAUAUAGAACCACAUCGACAGAAAAUGGGAUCAGAAGACCUUCUUUACCUUAUACAUCAGAAUCUACUUUACAUGGUUCUGAAAGUCAAACUAGUUUUUUCACUCCGAAUUCAAAUACACCCGCAUCACCCGGACAAAAGAUGAUCAACACCAAUGUUGAAGGUGAGGAGGAAGAGGAGGAAGAAGAUUUACCAAUGGGAGUUUUUACUUUGUUGACGGAUUGUUAUUCUCCAACAUGUAGUAAAGAAAGUUUAUGUUAUUCAAUCAAUUGUCCAAGGAGGUUGGAACAGAUGAAAAGGUUGAAUAUGAAACCAACGGGUUUAAGUAGGAAGUUGAGUAAUGAGAGUUUGAAGGAUGUCAUUGCCACGGGCAGCUUAUGGAUACAUUCCGUCUCACAAGAAAUCCUCGAUAGUGUGGAUGAUACGGAGAAGAAACGUCAAGAAGCUAUCAAUGAGGUCAUGUACACCGAACGGGAUUUUGUCAGGGAUUUGGAGUAUCUCAGAGAUUCUUGGGUCAAACCUCUCCGCUCAGAAGAUAUCAUCUCCACCGACCCGGUCGUAAGAAACAAGUUCGUCCAACAAGUAUUCUGGAAUGUCCACGAAGUCCUCAAUGUCAAUCAAGUUUUAGCUGAACGUUUGACUAAAAGACAAAAACAACAGCCGGUCGUUUCUGCUAUCGGGGAUAUAUUCCUGGAAGUGGUACCGAAGUUCGAACCGUUUGUAGCUUACGGAGCUCAUCAAUUGUUUGGAAAAUACGAGUUUGAGAAGGAGAAAGGUGCAAAUGCGGCUUUUCAAAAAUUCGUCGAUGAAACCGAACGUAAACCGGAGUCACGUAAAUUGGAACUUAACGGUUACCUCACAAAACCUACGACCCGUCUUGGUCGAUAUCCUCUGUUAUUAGAAGCUGUGUUGAAAUAUACACCGGAUGAUCAUCAGGAUAAGAAAGAUUUGGCGGAAGUUAUCAAGUUGAUUAGGGGAUUUUUGAAUAAGGUUAAUAUUGAGAGUGGAAAGAGUGAGAAUAUUUUCGAGUUGGCACAAUUAGAACAGCAGUUGGUGUUCCGACCGAACGAACAUAUCGAUCUCAGACUACGGGAUACGAAACGUCAAAUGGUCCAUAAAGGUCCAUUGAAGAGGAGGGGAGGUAGCAGAGAAGAAAUUGCCGAUUUGCUAGCGUUCUUAUUCGACCACGCAUUUUUGUUGGUCAAACCAAAAUGGAUCAACAAGGCGGAACAAUACAAAGUAUAUAGGAGACCAAUCCCACUCGAACUCUUAGUCGUCAUCACCCCUGAUGAACACUACAACACGGGUAAACUCUCUGCAAGUAGAGCCAGACUCAUGCCCCGUCCCUCCGCUUCGAAUAAGAAUACCACUGCAACUCACGUGCCUCCGAAACCGGAAUCGAAACAUGGUUUUAGUAUCACCAUAGUUCAUCUGGGUAAGAAGGGGUAUACCAUGCAGUUAUGGGCAGAUACGUAUGUGAGUAGGAAAAAAUGGUUGGAACAUAUCGACAAGCAGCAAAGUGUUUUGAGAGAUAGGAGUUGUGUUUUCGUACCGGAAACUAUCACGGAGGGUUAUUUUGGAGGGUUGAGAAAAGUCAAUUGUGUUUCUCCUUACGAUCAAGGUAAUCGUAUUAUUUACGGUACCGACGAAGGAGUUUAUUUCUCUAAUUCUCGUGAAGAAAAACUCCGCGAACCCGUAAAAGUCAUAAACCUUCUCGAUGUGACUCAAGUCGACGUUAUCGAAGAAUUCCAACUCCUCAUAGUCCUACACGAACGUAGCGUAACCACCUUUCCAUUAGAAUGUCUAGAUCCUUCCGAUCCUAACGCGGCUCUGAAACGUGGUAAAAGAAUAUCAUCACAUACUUCAUUCUUCAAAUCUGGUAUUUGUCUUGGGAAAAUGUUAGUCGCAGUCGUUAAAUCUUCAACAUUAUCAUCAACCAUCAAAGUACUCGAACCUGUUGAUCAAACCAUGAGAAAUAAGAAACAACAAGGUAGUUUUAUGCGUCGUUUAAAUGGUCAAAAUGAAAGUUUAAAAUUAUUCAAAGAAUUUUAUAUACCGACGGAAAGUAGUAGUAUACAUUUUUUAAAAACAAAAUUAUGUGUUGGAUGUACGAAAGGAUUUGAAAUUGUCGAUUUGGAAACUUUGGAUAUGCAGGGUUUGUUGGAUCCUAGUGAUCAAAGUUUGGAUUUUGUUUUGAAAAGGGAUAAUGUUAGACCUAUUGCGAUUUAUAGGAUUAUGGAUGACUUUUUGUUAUGUUAUGAUGAAUUCGCAUUUUACAUCGACAAAACUGGUCAUAGGAGUAAACCCAAAUGGGCGAUUAUAUGGGAAGGUGUUCCAACAGCAUUCGCACUUCAAUAUCCUUAUGUGAUAGCAUUCGAACCUACAUUCAUUGAAGUUCGUCAUGUCGAAACUGGUGCCCUCGUUCAAAUAAUACCAGGAAAUAACAUAUCGUGUUUAUUUGCCGAUACUCCACCAUCACGUAUUAACGCACCUAUUUCUCAAAUACCCAAUCGACAAUUAAUGUAUCAACCACCACCACCUCCACCUCAUUCCACUCUUUCCCCACAUGCCUCACACCCACCUCAUCCAACACAUCCUUCUCAUCCUACACCUGGAUUCCGUCCUCAGCAAUUUCAGAACCCAAAUCAAUUUGCUAAACCUAUGCCACCCGUACCUGGACGUAUCCCAAAUAUGGGUUAUGUUUCACCUCCUGCUCCCGUACCGAGAUAUGCCAGACCUCAAGUUAUAUUCACGAGCGAUGAAGGUCAUGUUCAAUUUUUAAAGUUACCUUUACUUGGGAAGGCUGGACCGGCACAUGGGUAUAGAGGAUCACAAUGA
This is a messenger RNA of Tremella mesenterica DSM 1558, 3177 nucleotides long. RefSeq lists its product as uncharacterized. The transcript has 9 exons. Gene Ontology annotation, biological process: intracellular signal transduction. The record is from RefSeq and is a predicted model, not a curated record. Bases 1 to 3177 code for a protein of 1058 amino acids. NCBI's taxonomy places the organism in Eukaryota, Fungi, Basidiomycota, Tremellomycetes, Tremellales, Tremellaceae. Gene Ontology annotation, molecular function: guanyl-nucleotide exchange factor activity.